UGACUAUACUAAAUGGUGGUGGGACGUUCGGUUUGAAUGAGCAGAGCCUGAUUAAAUGAAGAUAAAGCAUGCUGGGCAACAAAAACAGCACGAAAUCAGACAACAGCCAGCAGUGGUGAUUUGUGGUUAAACGCGAACAAAUCUAGUGCAAAGUGACAAAAGUUCGCAACGUAAACCUUAUUCCGACAAUCCAAGCUCAGUGACCGAAACGGGUGCAGGAAAGUAAAAUAUUAUCAGAGUGAAGUGUGUUGUAACUCGAGAGACAUCACAAACGAGAACAUCCGUGUCGGCAAGGGCAUCUCGUGGAAGCAGGAGUUGGAGGAAAUCAAGAUGCCAACAACGGGAUAAUCUUCAAAGGCGAGAACUGCGCUCUCAAGGAUUGCUGCUGGAGCUGCCCCUCGCAUCGUUUUCCCGCUUUUCUUGGGUCGCAUGAAAAUGUCUCAAUCCACCGUUCCUGCAGCAGGCUCAACCUUAAUUGACCAUUAAGAUGGACAGUCGGCCCGAUGAUAAAUGUACGCUCCAGAACAUUACGGUGACGCACCAUCCCGACGACAGCAAAAACAACAGCUUGGGGAUCGAUUUAAGCCAAGAGUCCCCUCGGCUGUUGUUGCCAACUAUCACAACGAAAAUAUCGCAGCUGUUGACAGCUUCUGUCUCCUCGUCGUCUUCGACUUCGACAUCUUCGCUGAACAGUUUAGGAACGAGUAUCGUAAACAUUAGUAGUCUUCUGCCGCACCCAUUCGGUAGAAUCGUGUCGGCUUCCAACUACAGUGGCGUCCCCGAAACGAUCGCGAGCAGUUCUGUGGAUGAUCCGGAUCGUAGUCCGGUAGUGGCGGCGACGGCGGCCGUAAUCGCGACCGCUGAUGGAGGAGUCGGCAGCAGAUUCGGCAUCGACUGUAGCGGUACAAACUUUGCGACCGCAUUCAGCACUGCAGGCCAGGGUUCUGAUCUUGGCCAGAAACUGGAAGUUCCGCUGGAAGCCGCAAUGGACCAUGCUGUUGGGGGAGGGGUUGGUGGCGGCAGUGGUGGGGGAGUGGAAAGCAGUGGCCAGCAGCUGUUGCUGGACAACUGGCAAGACUGUGUCGUUGUGAUAUUGUUCUGCUUACUGAUCAUCGUGACUGUGAUUGGCAAUACGCUAGUGAUCUUAUCGGUUAUUACCACCCGGCGGCUCCGGACAGUAACGAACUGUUUCGUGAUGAGCCUGGCGGUGGCCGACUGGUUGGUGGGGAUCUUCGUGAUGCCGCCGGCGGUGGCAGUUCAUUUAUUAGGAACUUGGCCGCUCGGAUGGAUAUUGUGUGAUAUAUGGAUCUCAUUAGAUGUUCUACUGUGUACGGCGUCAAUCCUCAGCUUAUGUGCAAUUAGUAUAGAUAGAUAUUUGGCGGUAACGCAGCCCUUAAACUAUUCCCGCCGGAGACGCUCGAAACGGCUGGCGCUGCUGAUGAUUCUGGUGGUUUGGGUUCUGGCGCUGGCCAUCACCUGUCCGCCGAUUCUUGGCUGGUACGAGCCCGGUCGCCGCGAACUGGACCAGUGCCGGUACAACCAGAACGAGGGCUACGUCGUCUUUUCGGCGAUGGGCUCAUUCUUCAUUCCGAUGGCGGUCAUGAUCUACGUGUACGUGCGGAUAUCCUGUGUGGUCGCGUCCCGCCACGACAAGAUGACCGAGAUCGAGGUGCACAAGAAAAGUCAUCACCGCACCGCACGUGACCCAGUGGAAGAAGACUGCUACCACUACGCAUCCGAGAUUGAUCCGGCCCAGCUGAGCCCGAAGCAAAAGCGGUCUUCGUCUCAGCUGUCGACCGCGACUACCACAUACGUCACCCAGCUGGGUCCUCCUGGAAGUGGAGGCGAUGGGGGUGGGGGGAGAUGUGUGUCGGCCAGCAUGAUGGCCCUCAGCGGGGACGAUUACCCCGUGAAUAAGCUGGCAAGCCAAGUCUGCGGAGGUGGCAACAAGAAGAACCACAAGAAUGGCCACUACGAGCUGGUGGACAUCAAUUCGAUGGGAGGAGGUGGGAGUGGCAAAACCACAACUUCAAUUGUGCGCAGCGGCUCCGGCGGCUGUGAGGGAGUCGGGAUGACCCUGGCUGAAUCGAUGUCCCAAGGGGGUCAAUCAACGGUAGUGGCUGCCGGCGGUGGCAAGCGUAACUCGACUAUCCACUACAAGCUGGCAUCCACCACGGAGCUUUGGUCGUCGGCCAAUAACGUUUUCAAUCAACAGCCCAAGCCACAAGUGGCAAAUCACCCGCCGGGGAUGGUGACGGCCACCGGGGGCCACGGUGCCGGACUCCGCCGGACCAACACUAUUAGUAACUCAAUUACGGCGUCGACCACGUCGUCGUCGGUGGCGGCCGGACGCAAUCUGCGCAUCCAUCAGCAAAAGUCCCUGUCGUCACGGAUUCUGUCGAUGAAGCGCGAGAACAAAACAACCCAAACUCUAAGCAUUGUCGUGGGCGGUUUCAUCGCGUGCUGGCUGCCCUUCUUCAUCCACUACAUCAUUACCCCCUUUCUGCCGAAGGAGCUGGCCGCGCCCAAGCUGGGGGAGUUUUUCACCUGGCUCGGCUGGAUCAACAGUGCCAUCAAUCCGUUCAUCUACGCGUUCUACAGUGUAGACUUCCGGGCCGCCUUUUGGAGGCUCACGUUGCGACGGUUCUUCCGAAAUAGCGAGAAGGCACCGUUCGCCAACAUACACAACAUGUCGAUGCGAAGAUAAACCCCACCUCCCGGUGUCAUCCGAAUGUCAUUCAAUUAUUUAUAGAAUAACACACCCACGCCCACGAGUACGCUGUAUAUAUUGUUUUCGUUUGUUGUUGUCAUUGUUGUUACACAUACAGUAGUAGAGAAAAAAAGUGAAUAAUAAAACCGCAUAGCGAUACAUAAUUUA
Molecule: messenger RNA, 2878 nt
Organism: Culex pipiens pallens (northern house mosquito)
Lineage: Eukaryota; Metazoa; Arthropoda; Insecta; Diptera; Culicidae
Product: octopamine receptor
Exons: 6
Coding region: 488-2707 (739 amino acids)
Biological process (GO): adenylate cyclase-activating adrenergic receptor signaling pathway
Cellular component (GO): membrane
Molecular function (GO): G protein-coupled receptor activity
Source: RefSeq, a predicted model, not a curated record